Molecule: messenger RNA, 4208 nt
Organism: Artibeus jamaicensis (Jamaican fruit-eating bat)
Lineage: Eukaryota; Metazoa; Chordata; Mammalia; Chiroptera; Phyllostomidae
Gene: PRDM4
Product: PR/SET domain 4
Exons: 12
Coding region: 415-2841 (808 amino acids)
Biological process (GO): regulation of transcription by RNA polymerase II; cell fate commitment; transcription by RNA polymerase II
Cellular component (GO): cytoplasm; nucleus
Molecular function (GO): RNA polymerase II cis-regulatory region sequence-specific DNA binding; DNA-binding transcription factor activity, RNA polymerase II-specific; histone deacetylase binding
Source: RefSeq, a predicted model, not a curated record
CCCCGAAGAGACUGCGGGCUGGGCCGGGCGGGAAACGUUAGGCGAGCGGCCCCCGCGGCGCUGGUUCGAGCGGGCGGGGAGGGUCCGGAGGAGAGCACUGCCUGGAUGAGGAACAAAGCGGCGGGGCAGGCGCGCGCGCCCCUCCCACGGCCAGCAGGUUGGACAGCACCUUUCCCGAAGCUCCUGGAGGAAACGCCCCGGGUGUCCCCCGGCAUGUCCCCCCUCGCGACGGAGUGCGCGGCCGCCGGCUCUCAGGAGAAGUUGGGCGGCCCGGGGAGGCCCCGGGGACGAGUGGCCGCGUUUGUGCAGCGGUUGUAAGCAAGAUGCGGUAGCACGUGACCCUGGAACGUAAACCCUGAUGCCGGGUCCCUGGCCCCCGCUGUGCUCUUUUCUCUGACACUUGGCCCCAAGCAGAUGCAUCACAGGAUGAAUGAAAUGAACCUGAGUCCAGUGGGGAUGGAGCAGCUGACUUCAUCCUCUGUGAGCAAUGCCUUGCCAGUCUCAGGGAGUCACCUGGGGUUGGCUGCCUCCCCCACUCACAAUGCCAUCCCUGCCCCAGGCCUGCCAGUGGCGAUUCCAAACCUGGGUCCCUCCCUGAGCUCUCUGCCUUCUGCUUUGUCUCUGAUGCUUCCAAUGGGUAUUGGCGAUCGAGGGGUGAUGUGCGGGCUGCCUGAAAGAAACUACACCCUACCUCCACCACCGUACCCCCACCUGGAGAGCAGUUACUUCAGAACCAUUCUACCUGGCAUUUUAUCUUAUUUAGCCGACAGACCGCCUCCUCAGUACAUCCAUCCCAACUCUAUAAAUGUCGAUGGUAAUAUAGCAUUAUCUAUCGCCAAUAACCCUUCAGCACUGGAUCCCUAUCAGUCCAAUGGAAAUGUUGGAUUAGAACAAGGCAUUGUUUCAAUAGACUCUCGCUCGGUGAACACACAUGGUGCCCAAAGUCUUCAUCCCAGUGAUGGCCACGAAGUGGCCUUGGACACAGCAAUCACUAUGGAGAACGUGUCUAGGGUUACCAGCCCCAUCUCUACAGAUGGAAUGGCAGAAGAGCUUACAAUGGACGGUGUUGCAGGCGAGCAUGCUCAAAUCCCUAGUGGCUCCAGAAGUCAUGAACCUCUGUCUGUGGAUUCUGUGAGCAACAACCUUGCAGCAGACACUGUAGGACAUGGUGGUGUGAUACCCAUUCAUGGGAAUGGCCUGGAGCUCCCUGUGGUCAUGGAAACAGACCACAUUGCAAGUCGGGUCAACGGGAUGUCUGACAGUGCCCUCAGUGACUCCAUCCACACCGUGGCCAUGAGCACCAACUCUGUAAGCGUGGCACUCUCUACCUCACACAACCUCGCCUCCCUAGAAUCUGUUUCCCUCCAUGAAGUUGGCCUAAGCCUAGAACCUGUGGCUGUCUCCUCCAUCACCCAGGAGGUUGCUAUGGGGACAGGUCAUGUAGAUGUGUCUUCAGACAGUCUUUCUUUUGUACCACCUUCACUGCAAAUGGAAGACUCCAAUUCAAACAAGGAAAAUAUGGCAACCUUGUUUACAAUUUGGUGCACACUCUGUGACCGAGCCUACCCCUCAGACUGCCCUGAUCACGGACCGGUGACUUUUGUUCCUGACACUCCCAUAGAGAGCAGAGCAAGGCUUUCUCUCCCAAAGCAGCUGGUUCUCCGCCAGUCAAUCGUGGGAGCGGAAGUUGGUGGUGUCCUUCUACUGACAGGUGUGUGGACUGGUGAAACCAUUCCUGUGCGGACUUGCUUUGGGCCUCUCAUUGGCCAGCAGAGUCAUUCCAUGGAAGUAGCAGAAUGGACAGACAAGGCAGUUAACCAUAUCUGGAAGAUAUACCACAAUGGUGUCCUUGAAUUCUGCAUUGUUACAACUGAUGAAAAUGAAUGUAAUUGGAUGAUGUUUGUGCGCAAAGCCAGGAACCGGGAAGAGCAGAAUUUGGUGGCCUAUCCCCACGAUGGAAAAAUUUAUUUCUGCACCUCACAAGAUAUCCCUCCAGAAAAUGAACUGCUUUUUUAUUACAGCCGGGAUUAUGCUCAGCAGAUUGGUGUUCCUGAACACCCAGAUGUGCACCUCUGUAACUGUGGCAAGGAAUGCAAUUCCUACACAGAAUUCAAAGCCCACCUGACCAGCCACAUCCAUAACCAUCUUCCAAGCCAGGGCCACAGCAGCAGCCACGGGCCAGGCCACAGCAAAGAGAGGAAGUGGAAGUGCUCGAUGUGCCCCCAGGCUUUUAUCUCUCCUUCCAAACUUCAUGUCCACUUUAUGGGUCACAUGGGUAUGAAGCCCCACAAGUGUGAUUUCUGUAGCAAGGCUUUUAGUGAUCCCAGCAACCUGCGGACCCACCUCAAGAUACAUACAGGUCAGAAGAACUACAGGUGUACUUUGUGUGACAAGUCUUUCACCCAGAAGGCUCACCUGGAGUCGCACAUGGUUAUCCACACGGGUGAGAAGAAUCUCAAGUGUGAUUAUUGUGACAAGUUGUUUAUGCGGAGGCAGGACCUCAAGCAGCACGUGCUCAUCCAUACACAAGAACGCCAGAUCAAGUGUCCCAAGUGUGAUAAGCUGUUCUUGAGAACAAAUCAUUUAAAGAAACAUCUUAAUUCACACGAAGGAAAACGGGAUUAUGUGUGUGAAAAAUGUACAAAGGCUUAUUUAACCAAAUACCAUCUCACCCGCCACCUGAAAACCUGCAAAGGGCCCACCUCCAGUUCAUCAGCACAAGAGGAGGAAGAGGAGGAUGACUCAGAGGAGGAAGAACUAGCAGACUCGGUGGGGACAGAAGACUGUCGAAUGAACAGUGCUGUGUACUCAGCAGAUGAGUCUCUCUCGGCACAUAAAUAAGAUGCCAACUGUUUCUGGACAGAAAAUGCAAAGAGGAAAACACACAUAACAGCCAUGCACUACAGUGGUUUUUAUAGAAAAUGGUUUCUGGUUUCCUUCCAGCCAAUAGUCAAAACAGACUGAGUGGGAAUGGAGAAAGCACUUAUGGGAACAUCCUCAUGAAAACACGUUAAACAGGCAGGAAAAGAGAGCAUGCGUCCUGUUUUUGAGUGAUGUGUGGGGAAAAAAGUGUCAACUUUUGAGGUCUGUUCUUCAUUUACAUGGUCAUCUGUGUGCACAUUUAUGCCUGAGUCAAAGCUGCCCUCUGCCCAAACAAAGCAGAUUUAUUUUAAAUCAUUCCAUUAUUUCCUUUUCUUCUAAGUCCUGUGACUUAGUAAUGCUCUAAACUUGGUCCCAAUUGCUGAUUGUGGUUCUAGUGUUUUAUUUCAUGUGGACUGUUGUGACUUAUAUUCAUCCCAGAACAGACUGAAAUAUAGUGUAAGCUGCUUUGCAGCUAAUAAGUUUAAAGCGCCACCUGCCUUAAAUCUCUACUUGGGAAUUUAGGGUGAACCUUGCUUCCCAAAGUUUCAGCAGGUGCCUGGAGGGCAGAUGAUAAAACAGCCAGGCAGUGGGCCACAAUGGAGAGAAGAAAAGGGGAGAUGCCUGGGCCACUGUCCAAGAAACUAGCUUUGACAUAAGCCAGGGUGAGGCACCUACUUGUUCCUUGGUCUCCAGUAAAGCUUCCAGCCCCUAGACAAAGGGGACCUGGAGGUGGAGAGCCAAAUAACGCCUGCUGGACUGUCUCCUGACGACACGCACACGUGGACUCGGCUGGCAAAGUGGUACCUCGGCCCAUGGAAGGAAUGAUUCUUUAUAUCUGCCUUCACCUCUGGAAAGGAUCAAGACACCAUCAAAAUGUUGCCAACUCAGAUGUCAGAUGACUCCAGAUACAUUGGUGUAUUUGCAAUAUUAGUCCUACCCAGUUGUCUAUGAAGGACCAACCAAUUAAGUGUGGAUACCAAAGGAUUUGGAAAGUGGAAGGCUUCUUGAGGUCACCACAUGGGAGCGAUUUCAGGGUCCCAGCUUAGUUCCUGCAUCCAUCUGGUCUUUCCCCUGGUUUCACAGGCACACCCUCCUUUCAGCAAAAAUCAGACGUCCUUAAGUUGACGGUUGACAGAACACGCUCUCCUGCGCUGAGGCACAACCUCUGGGCUGGACUAGCAGGACUCUGGUGGGAAGGUUUUGCUGCUAAUGUAUUUAUAGAAUGAAUGUAUUUCAUUCAAAUCUGUAUUCCUCUAGGAAGGAUUAAAAUAAAAACUUUUUAAAAAUACAGGAUUCCUCUUGUCACGUCAUUUUGGGGAAGAAGGAGAAGAAUGCAUCUUUAGGAG